Messenger RNA from Nematocida major, 1647 nucleotides. RefSeq lists its product as uncharacterized. The transcript has a single exon. Bases 1 to 1647 code for a protein of 548 amino acids. Lineage: Eukaryota; Fungi; Microsporidia. The record is from RefSeq and is a predicted model, not a curated record.
AUGAAAGCAGAAAAGAGAAUAGGAGGCUCUACUUUACUAUGCGCCCUGCUAGCGUGCAGGUGCAAUGCCACUAUGGAGAGCAGCACAGUAAGCGCUGCAAACACGCUAUCUACGCCGAGCAUCAUGCACAUCCCUACACAUGAGAUAGUUCCGCCCUUUAUAGGCCUUUCCCGAAUCAGCUCGGAGAAACAGGACUUUUCAGAGGAGGAUCAAGCCCACAUGAGCACGCACACGGGCGAAGAAGACAGCUCGAACGAGAAACAUCGGUUUGCAGGCAACGUCCUCUUCCAGAAGGAAAAAGGCCUUGAGGGGAAGAAUAUCCUGGAGAGAGCUGCAGAAGUUUACAAGGCAAAGACGCCAUUGCUUGGAACUUCGCACCUGCACGUUCCAGAAGGCUCCCUGGAGAAGCACAUGAUGAGCCUGGAGGGAUCCUGGCUUGCGAAGUUCCCUAUUGAGGGGACCUUCCAGGGCAUCAUCAUGCGAAACAUGGAGUACGCCUACUCCAGCUUAAACGGCCAAGCAGAGGAGGACUCCGAGGAGGAUGCAGAUCCCACGAAGUUUACGAUGAACAACAUUAUCACUAUGCUGGACAUGGGCCAAUUGAAGGCCGUGUCGGAGAUUAACUCAGCCAGGAUAGCAGAGGCCUCGCUGAAGUUCAUCCAGCAGAGAGAGUAUACAGACAGCCCGGACUUAGCGGAGGCAAUAAAGAGCGGGCUAAGCAUCGUCGAGAGCAACAUCCAUGCAAGCAAGCAGGAAAUAGAGAAUGCGCACUACCAGGAGAGGCUGGCUCUCUACACGUACAAGCUGAGGCCUAUAGGCAGGAAGAAGCGAAGGUUUGCAGGCAAGAACUCGCACAUACUCUUCCCAAACCACGAGGAAGCCCCGAAAAAGACGCGCAGCACAAAAGGGGAGGAAGACGCAGAGAUGGCGUACGCCCGACUCACUAAAUGGGCCAAGUUCAAGCAGCUCAUGCAGCUGAACAUUCUCCACCAGAUGAUGGGCCUAAUUAUGAACACGGAAGAGUCCAUCCGAAUUCUGGUCAAUGACUCUUUGCACGCCCAGGACCUCAAAGACUUCAUAAAAAGUGUUUGGGUUGAGGUGUACGUGGCGAUGGGAACAGCCCUAAAAAUAAACCCGAAUAUGCUUGCAGAUCCGCGCAUAGAGCAGAGCGACAAACUCAUAGGCUCAAUUCUAGAGUCGUGCACCCAGAUGCUGAACCUUUUCCAGCGCUACAUGCACCGAGAGUUUGAGGAGGUGUACAGCGUCCUCGAGGAAGAGAGGAGAGCUCACUGCAGGGACAGAAUCCAGCGCCUGCUCGAGUACAUGGCGUACCAGAAGAGGUAUUGGUCUGAUGCGAUAGAAACCAUCCACAAAGCCCGAUUCUUCUUCAGCAGCCGCGCAGAUGCAAAGUCCGUGUACUCCCACAUGCUCCGAAAGUUCGAGGGAAAAACCUUGGGGGAGCGCGAGGAUGCGAUGUUCAAGGCGCACGGGAAGGCUGACCUGCAGAAGAUCAAAGAUCUGGGCCGAUUCUACGAGCUGGAAGACUACGAAUUCGAUCAGGCUCUGGCUGAGUUUGGCGAGACCGGGAGAAUCAUAACGCUGGUCAUAGACGACGGCGUGCCCAAGCCAAAGUCUAUCUCUAAAUAG